UAUCUUUAACCUAGUGGGCGCAGUGACGAUUUCUGUAUGCUUAUUGUUUUAAGAGCGUGUACACGCGGGCCGUCUUUUCCUAACUCUGCUCUCCGCCGUGCAUACGGUAACCUAGCGCUUACUAGGAAAAAAAUUACGGUCUCUCAGUCGGGAAUCAAUAUAAAAUUUAUUUCCUACAUUACAGUUACUAAGCAACUAUUUAUUUUGACUGUUAGGUGCUCGCCACGUUCUCUAGACUGUUAUUAAAACACGACAUUUGGCAGCACAUGUAAUGCCUAGAUUUUACUGGAGAUUGAGUCAAAGAAACUAAGAUCCGUAAUUUCAAUUUGUGUUUUUAACAAUCGCGGCAGGUAAACUUUUCCAAUAUGCUUUUCCAUUAAUGCGGUCCAUUAGUUCACAGAAAGAAAGGUCUGCAAAUAGCAAAAAAAAACUUUCAAUUACCCAAAUAAAUAAAUCGCGUAAAUGACUUUUUUCUAGACUAUAUUGUCAUAGUAGAUUCUUUACACCCCUUUGAAUUACAACCAACCAAUUUCAGAUAAUUGUCGCCUGGAUACUAUGGUUCAAAUAAGCGAUUUGUUGUUUAUACAAGAAUUCAUGUUUGCAUAAGUGCUAAUAAGUUUGAAAAUAAUUCAUAACUCAUUGAAUGCAUUCUAUACCUAAUAUUAUUUUGCUCGAAUUGUUCUGAAGCGAUUAUGCUUGCUUUUGCGGGAAGUUAGCUUGGAUAAAUGUCAACAUGUCAUAUUCAAAUUGUCAAUUGGGUCAGUUAGAGCCCGUCGACAAAUUAAUCUAUUGGAUAACAGUAGGUGCAAUCGGGGAUGGCGCAAACAUCUGCAUACAAAAGGAGGUUCAUUUUAUUGUCUCCGGUGAUGCGUGUCGUCGACCUUGAGUCUAGUGAAGCCGUUCAAUAAUAGCGGUGAAGAUACCUACGUUAUUACCCUGGUGUAUAUCAGAGUUGAAGGGGCAGCUGCAAUAACAAAUCGAAACAUAAGCGGAAAUAGCCACUAGAAGCCGUAGCAGCCAACAAACGAACCCUAAAAACGAUGAUACUGGGAAACAUCUUGCUUCGCUUUGUUCUGUUUAUCGUCUAUUUGAGCAUUGGCAUGGUAUCCUUCAUGGCGAUCGAGGGACCUCAUCAAAAGGUAGAGGCUGCAAAGAGCAAGGAGAAUCAGGAGGAGCUAAGACUGAACACGACUCGCAGGUUUAAUAUGACCAACCAAGAGUUCGAAAACUUCGUUGCUAGAGCUUUAGACGCUUUCCAAAGUCCGACCGAGUGGUCUUAUAAGAACUCAUUUGCAUUUGUGUUGCAAACGGUGACGACUAUCGGGUAUGGCACUAUAACCCCUCAAACCACUGGUGGGAGAAUGUUCUGUAUAUUCUACGCAUUGUUUGGGAUACCUGUGGCUGCCCUGCUCCUACAAGCCACCGGCAAGGCUCAGUACAAGGCCGUCUCGGGCUUGAUAAAACGCAUUGAAACAGGAUGCCUUGGACGGGAAAGUGUAUCCGAUCUCGAGGCAAAGUGCGUUUUCUUCACGUUCGUGCAGUUCUGCCUUGUGGUCCUCAUCAGCGGUGGCUUCUACAAAGCAGCGGAGGGGCCAUUUUUGGAAGGAGUUUACGCCUAUUUUAUAACCUACACUACUAUUGGUUACGGCGACAUAGUUCCGGGGGAGCAUUCCAAGUCUGCGGGUUGGAUCUGGCUUCGAUUAGUAUUAAUGAUUAUUGGGUUGAGCUUCGCGUCAAGCGUACUAAAUUCAAUCGGUUCUUAUUUGGAAAAGCGAGAGCAGUCCCGUGGGUGCAUGGGGUGUUGUCCCGAACGUCUGGCCCGCUGUGCGGGAUUUUCCGCGAGUUCGCCACGUAGCUAUUACACUGGCUCGGCUAACGAGGUGGAACUAGAUGGAGGAGUUGAUUCUGUGAAGUACAAAACAAAGGCGUGAUGAACAGCUAGGCCUCUUAUCCCGCCCGUGCUAGUGAAAAAAUCAUUCACGCUUAGCUAGGUUCUUAGGAAAGCUUUUGACAACACAAUGGAUCAAAAACUGCUACCUAGAAAAGCUAUUGAUUUGUAGAUAGAGUAAUGAGAUAAUGAUCAGCCGAUUAUCUCUCUUAGCGCACGUCAUGUACAACAUAAUCGACCUUACGGUAGAUUAAAUAUUACCUAAGGCUAAAAAAAUGCAGAGCCUACAAUGGAGUCCAUAAAAAAGUGGGAGUGGUCGUGGGUAAAAAAAGCCAAGUUAACGCACUCGUACCGCUUCAUUCGUCUUAGUAUACAAAGAUUAUUCUAUGGGAAGUGCGGGCGAACUAUUUUUAUUCAUGAGUUGCGCAGCAUAAAAAACGAACGAGUGAGUGCAGCGAACGAGUGAGUUUUUUGGUGCAAAGUGACGAGUCAAUUGAAAUAGUUCAAGCACUUUCCAUGGUGUAAUGUUUUUAUUCCAUACAUACUGAGAUUUUUUUUCCUGUGGCAAAUUCAGUCAAAACCAGGAAGCCAUUUGAGUGGAAAAGCAGUAAACACAAAGCAAGACGCGUUUUAAUUUUUAGAGUGACUUUACUUGAAAAAAAGGGCAUAGAAAUGACGCGAAUACAUUUUCUUUAACUUAAAAAAUCAUUUAAAGAUCAUAGAAUUCAUAAACCCGGAUAUAUUUUCUUGCGUCGAACAAAAUCUUAACUUUGCCGAUAAACGCGCCAACAUGUUUGACAAAACAUUUUCGUGGAAUUAAAUGUUUUCCCUAAAUACGAAAAUAAGAUACCUAAACAGAAUGUUCAAUAUUUCAAUACAUAGUUGAGAAUGUUUCUUUGAAAAUAUAUUAGUAUAUAGGAAAAUCAGUCUUCGUCAGAACUGGAGAGGACGCGAAGUCUUUUCCACAAGCGGGCUCGAGUAGUCUUUUCCCUUCUUUGUUCGCACAGUAAAUAUGAAUUCACUGAGCAACUCGUCGAGCUCGGCAGGUGGCAUUUCUUCGACUCUUCCUUCUAUUGAAGAAACGACUUGAGUAAGAGUAUGUCUCUGUCUGUCUUUGCUCGGGUGUUUUUGUUUUCUUGGUCAUUUAUAAAGUUAUCAAUUGUUCCUUCGAGGAGAGCGAAUCUGGGCAGCUCUUCCGUCAUGUUUUCAUUCAGCUCAAAAAAACCCGCGCCUUUGGUAAUGUACUACUGUGUAAGUUUGAAUACCAUUUUGGUGCACAAUCGUUCACGCCUCUGCUAGCAGAGGCCUCUUUUCUCUGUAUUUCACUGUGCUGGCGUUCGCGAGGAAAAGAGAGUAUCUUUUCCUCGCGAACUCCAGCCCAGCGAAAUACAGAGAAAAAAAGCCUCUGCUAGCAGGGAAAUUUAUUUGAUGCUUUUCAACUAGAUUGUUUAUUUAUUGAUUCAUUGAAUUAUAUAAACCUGGUGUUCAAA
Messenger RNA from Nematostella vectensis (starlet sea anemone), 3378 nucleotides. RefSeq names its product potassium channel subfamily K member 9. The record is from RefSeq and is a predicted model, not a curated record. NCBI's taxonomy places the organism in Eukaryota, Metazoa, Cnidaria, Anthozoa, Actiniaria, Edwardsiidae. Bases 1041 to 1931 code for a protein of 296 amino acids. Gene Ontology annotation, biological process: stabilization of membrane potential; potassium ion transmembrane transport. Gene Ontology annotation, cellular component: membrane. Gene Ontology annotation, molecular function: potassium ion leak channel activity. The transcript is spliced from 2 exons.